AUGACGAUGGCGCUCGACUCACUGCCCACAGAAAUAACUCUCAACAUCGCCUAUUACCUCUAUCCGUCGUUGGCUUCACUAAAUGCACUGUGCCAAACAGAUAAACGACUACAUUCCAUUUUGGAGCGGACUUUAUACACAGAAGAUGUACAACACCACCGAUCUUCAAGCGUCUCCUGGGCUGCCAGGCACGGCAAUCUCGCUGUUCUACGCAAAGCAAUAAAUCUAGGGAAAGCCCAAAUUCCUACUCGCAAAAAUUACGCUUACAUGCGCGAAGAUGGAAGUAUGAAACAAACAAUCAGCUUCCGGUCAAAUAGAGGUACACUUUACGGACAACCUGGCCGCGUUUAUUAUUGGGAAGUUGGUGAGGACCAUCCUAUUUGUGUCGCGGCUCGGAAUGGGCAUAACGAAGUGGUGAGGUUCUUGCUCGAUGAGGUCGGGUGUAGUCCGCAUAUCAAGGAUGGGCAGGAUUUUUGCUUAUUGUCGCUUGCUAUCGAAGGCGGCUUGGACAAGGAGUUAAUCCAGACUUUUUUGGAUUGCGGUGUUCAUCAGUAUGUUAGAAACAUUAAUGGUUAUUGCCCCCUUCAUAUUGCUGCGUUCAAAGGCGACGAAGACCUGGUACAAUCCUUGCUACUACGUACGCGUCCGGACUAUCUUGAGCAGCAGAUUCAAGACGCAUUUCAAAGCGCAUUGUUAGCUAACCAGAUACCGGCGACUUUACAAAUGUUAGACUAUGGCGGUGUGAACUUGAACUGUCAUCUGGGUUCAUGGACCCAGGCGCGAGAAACCUACAUGACAACUCCGUUAGGAUGGGCAGUUUUCCAUGAAAAUCUUGAUCUUGUCGAAAAGUUUCUCGAUAAUGGUGCCGAUGUUGAUUUUACUUUACCAACGGCGCAACGCCUGGCUGUGGAAUGGCGGGUUCUUUUCGACGCCGUUGAGAGGAGCCAGGCAGAGAUGGUGAAGUUGCUGGUGAAGAGAUCCACCAAUCGUGUCGCUUGUACGAAAGCGUUAUCACUGGCUGUUGAGCGCGCCUCGUCGAUUGAGGACCCUUCCUAUAAGGAAUAUAAGGUGUUCAGAAUACUGUUAAAGAAUGCGGUGAGCUGCAAUUUUAAAGAAGAUGACAUCCAACCGCCGCCCCCGCCUCGUCCCCAACGUGGAGAUCUAGGUAGGAUAAUGUGUAGCUACCCGGUCAAACACAGGCAAAAUGGGGAAUUUAUACCACCCAUUGUCCAUGCGGUCCUCAAUGGCAACUUAAGGAUAGUACAGAUAUUGCUUUCAUACGGCGCAGAUGUCAAUACCAGCUACCGCCAACUUCAAAUAACAAAGUCAAAAUUCUGCUGCGGGAGGAUUCUCGACCUGGCCAAGGAUCUGGGACAUCAGCAGAUUGCGGAUUUCUUGUUGAAGUGUGGUGCACAGCCAGAUUUGGGACCUCUUCCAUAUGAAGAAGCCAUGCAAUGUGGUGUUGCGUCUUGUCCUGUGUUUAGAGAAAGGAUGAGGGCACGAUGCAGAGAGCUAUACCCAUUUGUUGAUUCAGCACGGCCAACUCGUGGGACUUCACCAACCGAAGUAGCGGCUCUCCAUUGGCAUAAAAUCGAGCUCAAUCAAAUUCUGCCACCGCCCUUAGCCAUUGACCAAUCACAGCUGACACCGCGCCAAGCACUUUCGGUCUCGGUCACUCAACGACGACCUCCAUCAACGCCUUCAAUUACUCCAACAUCGCCAAUUCUUCUUUACCACGCCCAAUCGCACCAAAAGAAGAAAAUCAAAAUGCCGACCCCCGAAUCCGCCGCCUUCCUGGCCAAAAAGCCCACCGUACCCCCAACCUACGAAGGUGUCGACUUUGAUGACAACGUCGCAAUCCACAAUGCGCGUGACGCAAUUAUCCGUGAACAAUGGGUGCGGAGUAUGAUGGCGCGACUUGUCGGUGAAGAGCUGGGAAAGUGUUAUGCUCGAGAGGGUGUGAAUCACUUUGAGAAGUGUGGGAAGUUGAGAGAGCGGUAUUUGGAAUUGCUCAAGGACCGCAAGAUCAAGGGUUAUCUGUUCGAGGAAAAGAAUUAUUUCAGCAAGAGCUCAUAG
This is a messenger RNA of Talaromyces marneffei, 2076 nucleotides long. RefSeq lists its product as uncharacterized. Gene Ontology annotation, molecular function: protein binding. The transcript is spliced from 4 exons. Bases 1 to 2076 code for a protein of 691 amino acids. Lineage: Eukaryota; Fungi; Ascomycota; Eurotiomycetes; Eurotiales; Trichocomaceae. The record is from RefSeq and is a predicted model, not a curated record.